This is a messenger RNA of Porites lobata, 1122 nucleotides long. NCBI's taxonomy places the organism in Eukaryota, Metazoa, Cnidaria, Anthozoa, Scleractinia, Poritidae. The record is from the annotation of a GenBank genome assembly.
AUGGAUAUCAAAGCGGCUAAAACAGUCAUCAUUACUAUAAUGGCAUUCUCUGUCUGUUAUGUUCCAAAUGUAUGCAUUGGUAUCUGGAUUCUUUUCAACUCUGAAAAAUUCGUGAUGUACGUAAGUUGGCCUGGUCAAGUAUUCCACCUUUGCUUGUUUUUAUCCAGUGCGAUCAAUCCUUUUAUCUAUUGCCUCCGACUCAGAAGGUUUCGCUGCGCACUGAAACAGCUUCUCAGUAAUCCCUGCGGAAGAACCCCUUUUCAAGAAACCAACAAUAAGCGACAAGUACGACAGAGAAUACCACAUCAGGUUUCAAGAGGAGAAAAAAAUAUGGAUGAAUCCAACCAGGCAAUACUAAUGUUGUUUAAUAAUUCAAACCUCCGCAUAAGAAGAAUGGCUGUCACACCUCGAGUGUCCGAAACGAGGGAAAGAAGUGAGAAAAAGGAGAAAGAAUGUCUACCGGGCGUGGGUAAUCAAGUAAUGACCCUCUCAAUAAAGGAACUACAGCCUCCAAAUAUCCCACGGUUGGCCUGGGUGAAGAAACAUUCCACAGACUCUGCGGGGACAAGCCUCAGAGAGGAAAGUCCAACACUCAAAGCAGACAACACACGACAUGUAGUCACCGUGGAGGUACACCGAGUACCUAAGGACAAGCCAAUGAAGCAGAAAGAAGCGCAACUGCCAACGCUAACUGAUGAAUAUGUACAAGAAGAGAGAAAACGUUGAAAAUGUUCAUUCGGGGAAAAUGGACUGACAGCCGCCAAACCAGAAUAUUUCAGUCAGAGAGUACACUUCAAAUCACACACCACAAAAAACUACUGAAGAGGUGGGUUUAGUCUCCCGACCAAUGCAGAACAUUCAGGGAAAGUCAUUGAAGAGGAAUACAUAGAUCCCAAGGAGAAGCCACCAAACCAGGAAAACAAGGAAAGUUUAUCGACUGGUACAGAUACAACCGGGGAUUUAACUGCAGAAGGACAAGCAGUUCCCAGUGAGUUAUCAUCAAGCCACAAGACAAUGGAAAGUUUACUGACCAAUGCAGAUAAAACGGAUGAGUUAACUACAGAGGAACACGCGAACCUCAAGGUUCUGAAGCUAUCAAACCAGAAUAUGGUGCAACUUUAA